Molecule: messenger RNA, 1497 nt
Organism: Striga hermonthica
Lineage: Eukaryota; Viridiplantae; Streptophyta; Magnoliopsida; Lamiales; Orobanchaceae
Source: the annotation of a GenBank genome assembly
AUGGCUUGGCGGGUUAUGGCGGCGGCGGCGGUGUUUGCUGUAGCAGCCGCCGUUUUAGUGUCGGCGGAGAGCGGCGGCGCUGGGGUCCAAAGAGUGCUUUCCCUGGAGAGGGUGUUCCCCGUGGAGGAGAAGGUGGAGCUUGAGGUGGUUAAAGCUCGGGACCGUGCGAGGCACGCGCGGAGGCUACAGGGCUUUUCCGGCGGCAUCGUCGAUUUUCCGGUCACUGGAAGCUCUGACCCUUACGUCGUUGGACUUUAUUUUACCAAAGUGAGAUUAGGAUCUCCACCAAGAGACUUCAACGUGCAAAUCGACACCGGGAGUGACAUAUUAUGGGUUACUUGUGGUUCUUGUGAGAAUUGCCCACAGAGCAGUGGAUUAGGAGUUCCUCUCACUUUCUUUGAUUCUGCUACAUCUUCAACAUUUUCACGUAUUUCAUGUUCGGAUAAUACAUGCGCCAAUAUAGCACAAACUGCAUGCACAGCCGAAAUCGAUAAGUGUGGCUACUCGUUUCAAUACGGAGAUGGAAGUGGGACCAGCGGUUAUUAUGUGUCGGACCUUCUUUAUUUCGACACGAUUUUCGGUACUUCAUCAGUGGAAAAUUCUUCGGCUCCUAUUGUCUUUGGGUGCAGCACAUCUCUGUAUGCGGACUUGACUAAACCGGAUAGAGCUGUAGAUGGGAUAAUUGGGUUCGGCCAGAAGGACCUUUCUGUAAUUUCCCAACUUUCGUCACGUGGGAUUACGCCCAAAGUAUUCUCCCAUUGCUUGAAAGGGGAGGGCAAUGGUGGAGGGAUAUUAGUUCUUGGUGAAAUAUUGGACCCAAGAAUCGUUUAUACUCCCUUAGUUCCAUCACAGUCACACUACAAUUUAUAUCUUGAGAGCAUCGCUGUGAACGGGCAAUUGUUACCUAUCGAUCAAGCUGUAUUCGUGACUUCAGGCAAUCAAGGAACCAUUGUUGAUUCAGGAACAACUUUGGCAUACUUAGUCGAAGGAGCUUAUGAUCCUUUUGUUGAUGCUAUAACAGCUGCUGUUUCUCCACUGGUCAAACCAGUUAUCUCUAGAGGAAACCAGUGCUAUCUUGUCCGGACAAGCGUAUCUAAUAUGUUUCCACCGGUUUCUUUUAAUUUUGCCGGGGGUUCAUCUUUAGUUCUAAACCCGACUGACUACCUCAUACACACGGGAUUUGUCGAUGGUGCUGCAAUGUGGUGCAUGGGCUUUCUUAAAGCCGAGAAUCAAGGAACGACAAUUUUCGGAGAUCUUGUUCUCAAAGACAAAAUCUUUGUCUAUGAUUUGGCUCGUCAGAGACUUGGAUGGGCGGAUUACGACUGUUCGUUGGCUGUGAAUGUCUCCAUAACGUCGAGUAGGGAUGAUAUUGUGAAUGCAGGCCGGUUGAGUUCGAGCAGUGGCUCGUCUUUUUAUUCUUUCUUUAGAAUGAUGCAUGAAAGGGAUAUUGCUCUCUUGUUACAUAUAUCCUUGUUAAUUGGUUGUUUCUUUUUGUAA